This is a messenger RNA of Lutra lutra (Eurasian river otter), 673 nucleotides long. Its product is annotated as barrier-to-autointegration factor-like. The record is from RefSeq and is a predicted model, not a curated record. Gene Ontology annotation, molecular function: DNA binding. NCBI's taxonomy places the organism in Eukaryota, Metazoa, Chordata, Mammalia, Carnivora, Mustelidae.
CAUUCCAGGAGCCGGAGCUGCUGAUUAAGGUGAUCAAGAUGACAACUUCCCAAAAGCACUGAGAUUUCAUUGCAGAGCCCAUGGGGGGAAAGCCAGUGGGGAACCUGGCCGGGAUUGGUGAAGCCUUGGGCAAGAAGCUGGAGGAAAGGGGCUUUGACAAGGCCUCUGUGUUCCUUGGCCAGUUUCUGGUGCUAAAGAAAGAUGAAGAUCUCUCCCGGGAAUGGCUGAAGGACACAUGUGGUGCCAAUGCCAAGCAGUCCCGGGACUGCUUUUGGUGUCUUCAAGAGUGGCACGACGCCUUCUUGUGAGGCUCCCUUCGGUAGCCCCCAGCCCCUAGCCCCAGCACAGAGUCUCCAGAGUUUGCAGCCACGUGGGGACUCCUCCCUGUCCUAUACAAAGGAAGAGAUUGCUGUUGUUGUACUCCUUCGGAUGUACUUCAAGGUCUUUUGGGAGUUGUCUCCCCUCAUCAUUUCAACUUUUUAAAAAUUCCUGCUCUUGAAUGCAUCUCCCUUCUUCUUCCCCUGCCAGUUUCAUGUCAACAAUUAUCAGCUUUUCCAAGUGGAUUUCUGGCCCUUCCCUCACCCCCACCCCCACUGGUCUGUUUUAUCUAUUUGGCUCCUUUUUUGGCAGAGUAGUCACUGUCCUUGCAAAGUUUUUUUUUUAAAUCAGUAAG